AUGACGGGUCACAUGAAGGUCCUAAUGAAAUUCGCUAAUGACCCCAUACUACAAAUGCGCGAUGCAAUGGUUCCAAAACUAGAAAUCUCUAGGAAAUUUGAGGUACACAUUGCAGAUCGAGCUCUCUGGAAUACAGGGAACCCAUACACCAAACCUAAUGGGGAGGUUUGGUAUACUGAUGGAUCUAAGCUUGAAAAUGGUAGAACGGGGGCUGGCAUUUUUGGGCCGAACUUUAAAAAAAUGAUACCAAUGGGUAGCUACCCCACCAUCUUUCAGGCGGAGAUUCAUGCAAUAGAAAUUUGUGGCAGAGAAUGUCUCAGAAGGGGAACGUCAUCGAAAUAUAUCUGCAUUAUGUCGGACAGUCAGGCAGCCCUACUGGCCCUGAAGUCCCACAAAAUAAGUUCUCAGCUAGUACAUGAUUGCCGCAAUGUCCUAAAUGCUCUUGGUGACAAGAAUACAGUCUUAUUAGGAUGGGUACCAGGGCAUGAGGGACAUGAUGGCAAUGAGGAGGCUGACUGCCUAGCGAAACAGGGAGCUGCCGCAGUAUUUUAUGGUCCGGAACCCUUUUGUGGGCUCACCAAAGCACAUAUAAAGGGGACCAUAAAUAACUGGGUAGACAAAAUGUUCAACAGGCAUUGGAUGGAAUGUCCAGGGCAAAGACAAGCCAAACGAUUUAUCUGUCCUUCAAACGAAGUUUCAAAGAAGCUAAUCAAUUUAGGCAGAAAGGACCUCAAAACUCUCACUGGGUACUACACGGGACACUGUUCUCUUCGCUACCACCUCAGUAAAAUCAAUCUUUCAGAAACAAGCGUCUGUCGCUUCUGUGAGCUGGACGAAGAAACGCCAGAACACAUUCUCUGUGAAUGUGAUGCUCUCGCUAGGCGCAGACUAGCCCACUUUGGUGGCGCUACCCUUAAUCCAUUUGAAAUUUGGAACAAAACGCCCUUGGAGGUGCUAGGCUACAUUAAGAGCCUUCCCAUAUAG
Messenger RNA from Rhagoletis zephyria (snowberry fruit fly), 984 nucleotides. RefSeq lists its product as uncharacterized. Gene Ontology annotation, biological process: DNA replication, removal of RNA primer. Gene Ontology annotation, molecular function: RNA-DNA hybrid ribonuclease activity; nucleic acid binding. NCBI's taxonomy places the organism in Eukaryota, Metazoa, Arthropoda, Insecta, Diptera, Tephritidae. The record is from RefSeq and is a predicted model, not a curated record.